AGCGCCCCCAAAUGGAGCAGCCCACGAGCCAGGCACCGGGUCCCAGCAGUCAACCGGGCUCCGUUCACAGGCUGUCCUUCCCUCCCAGCGGCAUUGAGAGGCACCUGGCACGCUUGCACAGUACGACGAGCACAGACAACAGGAAGUCGUUUCCUCCAUGCCAGGUGUCGGAUACGGACUCCGGUCUUGGCCGCACCAUCACUGCCGAGACGAGCGAAGAGAGCUUCGCUGGAGCUGUCGCCGCUCCCCAGGCACCGCCACCUCCGCCUCACCGUCUGUGCGGGGGUAACGUCUGCAACGGCAUCUACCGGGCGAGCGGCGCCGUCACUCCCGGAGGCGCGACCGGCGGCACUCUCGGAGGUGGUCCAGACGCCGCCCUGGACGACGGCCUGGCACACGAGAUGGCGCUGCUUCGCGUCGAGCUCGAGAUCGUGCGCUGGGAGUGCGAGAGCAUCAUCCGCCAGAAGAGGCGCCGCGACCAGGACCUGCUGGGCUCGUGGUCCAGGCGACGGCGCGUCCUGGACUGGAUGCAGCGGCACGACAGCAGCGACACUUCGUACGACCCUUCCACGCUGUCCUCCAACUCGGAAGACCGCCGCGAGGCGAGCCCGAGCCCGACGUCUUCCGUGGAAGCCCUCUGCAGCCGGACUCCGCCGCCGUCUUGCGCGGGUGGAGCCCCGGAGUCACCCGUCAUCCAGCAGCACAUUUACGAGUCCGUGGCCAGAAGUCCGUCGCCCCUGACUUUGGUGACGUCGUCGUCUCCUCACGUGCGCUCUCAAAGCAUGACCCUGAACAACAACCCGCCUAGCGGACCAGCGGGUAGAGUCCUGUCUCCGGAGCACAAGAGGUGUUCGUCGGCGAGUCCCGUGCGCCGAAAACUUCAGGCCGGCGCGCCCCUGCCAGGCCGUUCUGAGUCCCGUGAGAACUUACCGCUUCUCGUGCACCAUUAACGAGUCUCCGCAGACUCAGGCAGCG
Messenger RNA from Rhipicephalus sanguineus (brown dog tick), 975 nucleotides. RefSeq lists its product as uncharacterized. The transcript is spliced from 3 exons. The coding region runs from base 12 to 950 and encodes 312 amino acids. NCBI's taxonomy places the organism in Eukaryota, Metazoa, Arthropoda, Arachnida, Ixodida, Ixodidae. The record is from RefSeq and is a predicted model, not a curated record.